Messenger RNA from Ruditapes philippinarum (Manila clam), 2203 nucleotides. RefSeq lists its product as uncharacterized. Lineage: Eukaryota; Metazoa; Mollusca; Bivalvia; Venerida; Veneridae. Gene Ontology annotation, cellular component: external side of plasma membrane. The record is from RefSeq and is a predicted model, not a curated record. The transcript is spliced from 6 exons. Gene Ontology annotation, biological process: negative regulation of T cell proliferation; cell surface receptor signaling pathway; immune response. The coding region runs from base 179 to 1156 and encodes 325 amino acids.
ACAAAAUCCACUUGUUGAAAAUCUUUCAAACAUACUCAUAUAUUUAAAUUGUCUGAUGAAAGAUUUUACUGGAUACAUUAUCUAUAUAUUUCUAUUUACGAAGUGCGUAUAUUGUAUUAAACUCGUACCUUCAACAUUUUGAAUUUAACAGAUUGCCAAAAUAAGAGUCACAUAAAAGAUGAACUCGGUGUUUGUUUUUGUAUUAUUAUACGUACUUCACUUCCAAUAUUGUGAAGGUCAGACAACAAAAUCAGUAUCAGCAAUAGAAGGUGUUGAUGUUAAUUUGUCAUGUGAUCUAACUGGCGUUUUUACACUUCCAACCUGGAGAGGUCCACCAGGUUUGUUAGUUUACACACUACAAGAUGAUGUAUCUGAGGCUAUUAAUCCUGUUGCACCCGCUGCCAGUAGAUUACAAUAUGCCAGUAAUAAAAAGGAUUUGGUUCUAUCAAAUGCAUAUACAAAUGAUUCUGGCAUCUACAGAUGUUCGUACACAGGAAUUGGGGAUCAUACAAUCACUUUAUCUGUAACAGCGAAAUGUCAGACAGCAGUAUCAGUAUCAGCAACAGAAGGUGAUGAUGUUACUUUACCGUGUACUUUAACUGGAAGUUUUACACUGCCAGUAUGGCGAGGUCCACCAGGUUUGUUAGUUUACACACUACAAGAUGAUGUAUCUGAGGCUAUUAAUCCUGUUGCACCCGCUGCCAGUAGAUUACAAUAUGCCAGUAAUGAAAAGGAUUUGGUUCUAUCCGAUGCACAAAUAAGUGAUUCAGGCGACUACAGAUGUUCGUACACAGCACUUGGGAACCAUACAAUUACUUUAACUGUAACAGCUGAACGUCAGACAGCAGUAUCAGUAUCAGCAACAGAAGGUGAUGAUGUUACUUUACCAUGUACUUUAACUGGAAGUUUUACACUGCCAGCAUGGACCGGUCCACCAAAUGCUUUAAUUUACACAAAUCAAGAUGAUCCAUCUGAGGCAAUUAAUCCUGCUGCACCGGCUGCCAGUAGAUUGCAAUAUGCCAGUAAUAAAAAGGAUUUGGUUCUAUCAAAUGCAUAUACAAAUGAUUCUGGCAGCUACAGAUGUUCGUACACAGCACUUGGGAACCAUACAAUUACUUUAACUGUAACAGCUGAACAAACUGAGAUUGUAGGAUAGAAUCAUCAGUAUGUUGCUUCUUCAAAAUGAAGAAAAAGAAUAUUUUAUUAUUAUACACAAAUCGGCACUGGAAAAUGUUUGUGAAUACUUUCAAAAGCAUAAUCAUUUCUAUAACAGAAAACAUACAAGACUAGAUAUAUAGAAUUAAGUUAUUGGGAUUUCGCCCUCGUUUUCAAGUUAUCGGCUUAUAUUUGUUUAUAUUCUAGGUCAUUUCAUGGGGAGAUAAUGAUGUUUCUGUUAUAUUCUAAGAUCAUGAAGGUUUUCAUUCUGUAGUUUUUAUUCUGUAAACCCAGCAUACGCUUUUCAGCAAAUGAUGUUUUGUAUUUUCUUUUUGUUCUUAUCAAUGCAUUUGCAACUGCAUGAUAGAAAUACAUUUUAUCUGUUAAUUUCACCAUUAAUAGGUGUGAGGGGUCGGGGUUAUCCUUUUUCAUACUUUUUUUACUAUGAUAAAUAAACAUGAGCAACAUAUUAAUGAAAAUAAAAUCAUUUCUUCAUUUAUGCAAUAAAAGAACGCAUAUCAUUCUACUUAUAAAUGUAAAAGUGAUGUAUUUGUUAAACAGACGCAGUUACUUUUGUCAUUCGAAUAAAUGCCACACAUUUCGCAUUCAUGAGUUUCAUCGUGAUUAUUUUUUUCAUAGCUAUUGCAUGCUAACCUAAGACUAUUUUAAAAACCUUUUCACGUUUUUUUUACUUGCAUAAAUAUAUAACAACUUUCAUUCAAAAACAAUUUGUCAUAUACAAAAUUCUUAUAUUGACAUGAUUUAUAAGAAAAUAAGUCAUCACAAUUAUGUUAGCUUUCUUUUAGACACUGAAAUAAGAUAAAAAUGUUAAAAUUGUUUUUUCAAGGACACAUUUAAUUGUUCACGAUUUUCAUCUUUAAGAAAAGAAGGAUAGCAAAUUUGUCGCUUUUGUUGUAUGAAUAAUUCGUAUCUGUAAUGAAGUCACUGAUAAUAUACGGAUCUUUGACACAGUUAUGCAUCUAAAUUAAAUGCCAAUUUAUGCUAUUAUUCUCCAAACAUAUGAGCCGCGUCACGACAAAGCCAACAU